Chenopodium quinoa (quinoa) is the source of this 1416-nucleotide messenger RNA. Its product is annotated as gamma-glutamyl peptidase 5-like. The transcript is spliced from 3 exons. Gene Ontology annotation, cellular component: cytosol. The record is from RefSeq and is a predicted model, not a curated record. Bases 436 to 1245 code for a protein of 269 amino acids. Lineage: Eukaryota; Viridiplantae; Streptophyta; Magnoliopsida; Caryophyllales; Amaranthaceae.
GAUCUUUAUAAAAAUACAAAACAUAAAGUAUUUUUUUUAGGAUUUUCUAACGCAUAUAAAUUGCAAGAGUAUAUAAUAUACAUUAAAUUAGCUAAAAUUUUAAUUUAUUUAAGGAAUAUGGCACAUUAAAUUAGUUGGUAAAAAUUUUAUUAAGUGGGGUCAUCAUAGCGUAAUAAAGUGAGAAAAAAAAAAAAUAAACAAAAAACUAAUGCUAUAUAAAGGUAACUUCAACCUUCAAAUUUCUUCGUACCACAAAUUUGAAUACAUACACUUCACUAAAACUACACUCUCUUUCUUCAAUCUAGUUUCUCUCUAAAUUAUAAACAAAAAAAAACCCUAGGUUUCAAUCAUAUUAUAUUAGCUCCUAAGUUAAGCAUAAUUAGUUAGCUAAUACAAUCAUCCUCUUGAAUUAGUAGUAUAUAUAAUUCAUAGAAAAUGGAAAAUGGUGAUCAAAACAAUAUGAUGAAUACAAAAAGAUAUGCUCUUCUACUAGCAGCACAUGACUCAGAGUACGUGAAGAAAGUGUAUGGAGGAUACUUCAAUGUUUUUGUGGUGGCUUUCGGGGAAGAAGGAGAGACAUGGGAUUUGUAUAGGGUUGUGGAGGGUGAAUUUCCAAAUAUGAAUGAGCUUGAGAUGUAUGAUGGGUUUGUAGUUAGUGGAAGUCCUUUUGAUGCUUAUGGAAAUGAGUAUUGGAUCCUUGAACUUUGCAUUCUUUUGCAAACUCUUGAUUCCAUGCAAAAGAAAAUUCUCGGUAUUUGCUUUGGUCAUCAGGUGUUAUGCAGGGCAUUGGGAGGAAAAGUGGCAAGAUCUCCUACAGGAUGGGAUAUAGGAUUAAGAGAAAUAAAAAUAAAUAACAAGGAAUUUUUUACCUCUCAACUUAAUUUAGAGGUUUCAAAUCAUGAAAUUCCACAAACCCUAACAAUAAUUAAAUGCCAUCAAGAUGAAGUGUGGGAGUUGCCAAUUGAUGCUGAAGUUGUUGCAUUUUCUGAUAAGACAAAGGUGGAAAUGUUUACCAUUGGCAACCACAUUUUGGGCACUCAAGGUCAUCCGGAAUAUACCAAAGACAUUCUUUACAACCUUCUUGAUCGUCUACUUAACAAUGGCUCUAUAGAGGAAGACUUUGUUGAAGCUACACGGUCGAAAAUAGAAAACAUUGAGCCUGAUAGAAAACACUUGGAGAAGAUUUGCAAAAACUUUCUCAAGGGAAGACAUAAUCCUUCAUAUGGACUUGUUGAAUUUUUCUAAUCUAAUGUAACAAUUAGUGUUCAAGUAUUGUACAGUCGAAACUAGCUAAACAUACACCAAGCUACGUUGUUAACUUGUUUACAAGUUAACCGAUUCUGCUAGUAUUAUGUUACUAAUAUGUCUUGACCAUGUUUACAAUUAUGAGUCUAUGACAUAUUAAUCUCACUUUAA